Cutaneotrichosporon cavernicola is the source of this 2448-nucleotide messenger RNA. RefSeq lists its product as uncharacterized. NCBI's taxonomy places the organism in Eukaryota, Fungi, Basidiomycota, Tremellomycetes, Trichosporonales, Trichosporonaceae. The coding region runs from base 1 to 2448 and encodes 815 amino acids. The transcript has 2 exons. Gene Ontology annotation, cellular component: Golgi apparatus. Gene Ontology annotation, molecular function: UDP phosphatase activity; GDP phosphatase activity. The record is from RefSeq and is a predicted model, not a curated record. Gene Ontology annotation, biological process: UDP catabolic process.
AUGGCGCCGUCGAUAGAUGCGUCCUCGACGCACUAUGCGCUCGUCGUUGACGCGGGUAGUUCAGGCUCGCGCCUCCAGAUCUACUCGUGGCGUGAUCCUGAGCUCGAGCGUGACGAAAUACUCAGCGAGGUGCGCGCCGCGCGCGACGCCGGGCUUGCCGACGGCAUGCCCUCUCGCUGGUGGUGGUGGGACCAGCUCAAGCGCAAGGGAAAGGGCAAGGCGACAGCGGAGGAGAUGGAGCGUCGCGCGCUGCGUCGCCUCGUCCGUGUUGGCAAGGGCGUCAAGGGCGAUGAUUGGGUCAAGCGCGUCGAGCCUGGCAUCUCGAACAUCGCACCGGAAGAUAUCCCAGGAUACCUCGCACCGCUGAUGGCGCACGCCCUCGGCCACAUCCCGCCUUCCCAACAGGCCCACACGCCAAUAUACGUGCUCGCGACAGCGGGCAUGCGGCUCCUUAGCAAGGAGGCACAGAACGCCAUCCUCGCCGAAACGUGCAGCACUCUCCGGCGCGAUUACCCGUUCGCGCUCGAGGGGCCGUCGAGUGCGGGGCCUUGCGGCGACAGUGUGCGCAUCAUCAGCGGCGAGGAGGAAGGCAUCUGGGGCUGGGUUGCUGUCAACUACCUUAUGGACGGGUUCGGACAUGCUCCAGAGCUGGCUCACGCCGACGGCCAGAUAGAGCAUGACCACCUCUUGCCGUUGGCCAACCUCGCGUCAGCGCCAGAAGGGAGUAGUGCACUCGACGCAGUCACACCUGUGGAUGUGCACCACCACUCGCCGACGUUCGGCUUCCUCGACAUGGGCGGCGCGAGCACGCAGCUCGCAUUCUCCCCGUCGGCCGAGGAGCUGACCCACUCGCGUUUCCCUGCCAAAGACCUCGCGACGAUCUCCCUGCGCCUUUUGAGUGGCGAACUCGUGGAAUGGCCCGUCUUCGCGGCAUCAUGGCUCGGUUUCGGCACGAACCGCGUGCGCGAGCGCUACGUCGAGGCAGCAGUCAAGGAGUGGUCCUCACUGGCGUUCAAGCCAGAAACGAUCUCGGAUUCUUGCCUCCCCGUCGACCUCACAAUUGCGGCGACUGAGAAUAGUCCCGCCUUCGUCGGCACGGGCGACUUUACACAGUGUCUGAACGACCUCAAGCCGUUGCUGAAGCACGACGAGCCGUGCGAUGCGGCCCACUGCCUAUUUGGGGGAAUGGCGACUCCGCGUAUCGACUUUUCGCGCGCCGAUCAGCGCGGGUUUAUCGGCAUCUCGGAGUACUGGUACACGGCCCACCAGGUACUGGGACUCGGCGGGGUGUGGGAUUGGGCCGAGUGGGAGCGGGGUAUGGGCGACUUCUGUGCACAGGACUGGGCGGCAAUCGAGGCAAAAGUCCAGUCAUCCGAGGGUUGGGCCGACGUCGACCUGACCCGACUCCAGAUGCAGUGCUUCAAGGGCGCGUGGAUCAGCAACGUGCUACACAAUGGUAUCGGCGUGCCACGCCUCACCGACAAGGGCGGGAACGCAACGCUGGGUGGCACUGCAGGCACGAACGCCGAGGCCGAGUUCCGCGCGCGCCAGAAGGGUCUCUUCCAGAGCAUGGACACUGUACGCAACACGGCCAUCUCGUGGACUCUUGGCAAAGUCGUGAUCGAGGCGAGUAAGGCUGUCUCGGCCCUCCCAGUGGGUCGGUGGGCGCCGCUCUCCGCGGCACAUGCACACCUCUCCUCUCUUCCCCCGUUCUUACUCGUCGGCUACACGCUGCUCGCAUUCGUCAUUCUUUUCGGGUUAUGGCACAUCCUCGGUCGCCGCUCAAGACGCCGAAAGGUACUGGCCUUGAGCUCCUUGCCCUCUCUCUCGUCCAUUCCGGGACUGGCACGCUUGUUCCCGCAAGAAUCUGCCGACCUGUACGUUGAAGAAGGUGACGGCGGGGCGGCAAUAAUGAAGCGCCGACGCUGGUUGGCAUUGGGACGCAAGCGCGACCCGCCCAAGCGCUCUCCCCUGCUGAGAAACUCGAGCAUGCCGCUCUCCUCGGGACCUUUCAACGCCUCCAGCACAGGAUGGCAGGCGAGCAGUGCAAGUCAACCGCCAAGCCCGCGCGGCAACCGCACCGCAUCCAUGCUCGACGUCACAGCCUACCCAUCUUUCCCUGGUACACCGCACAGUGGUGCUUCCAGCUCGGUCGCGUCCACACCACGCCCAGCUCGUCCCCGCACAACCAGCUACAAUCCCGGAGCAGAUGGUGGGUGGAACGACCCGCCUUUAUCCAUGUUCCACGACUCGAGCUCGUCUGCCGACGACGAGUGGACGCCCAAGCCCAAGCUGCACAAGAAUCGGAAUGGGACACUCACGCCUUCUGCUCGGCCUGGCGGGGAACGCGUGCUCAGCCGCAACUCGAGCCGCGCAAACCUUACAGACACGGGAUAUUUGGCUCAGCGCAAUGCAAGUCGCGCAGGCACGCCCUCACGCGACUUGUAG